Molecule: messenger RNA, 1896 nt
Organism: Girardinichthys multiradiatus
Lineage: Eukaryota; Metazoa; Chordata; Actinopteri; Cyprinodontiformes; Goodeidae
Exons: 2
Coding region: 530-1384 (284 amino acids)
Biological process (GO): regulation of toll-like receptor signaling pathway
Source: RefSeq, a predicted model, not a curated record
GCAAUUUCGAGAAACCAAUUAAACUAACAGUCAUAUUUUUAGACUGUGGAAGCCAGACUACAUGAUGAGAACCUACGCAUGCAUAGGGGGAACAUGCAAACUCCAUGCAGAACUCAGGACCUUCUUGCUGCAAGGAAACAGUGCUACCAAUUGCUCCAAUGUGCAGCUCUUAAUAGAAAAAAACAAAAUAAACUAACAUCUGAGCCCUUUGGCACUGACUCAGCAUGCUGAGUUUUAGGUAAAUCUCUACAAUGCAGAGGAAUGAGCCAAAAUCCCUCCGUUGUACAAGCUAGUAGCCAAUGGCUUCUUUCCUGUUUAGCUACAAAUGUACUGGUCUCUCUUUUUGUCUCUGCGAUUUUUAGCUACAUUUUAAUAAAGGAAGUGAGAGGUUGGGAGGCCUGUUCUCAAAUGCAGAAGUGAAACAGGGCUGCGUCAUCACAUCAGCAAUGUAACAUCGCCAUAAGCAUUUGAGAAGAUUGCUCAAAAUAAGCCGAAAAGACGGAGCAGUGGAGAAAAGUUUUCGAGAGUCAUGUUGGCUGAAGGGUUUCUCAGAUUAAUGUCCUACAGGGAGAAGAGAAAGUUCGCCGCAGCUUCCAAAAGGAAAGGAUGUCAGAGGAGCACACAAUGUCCUCACCCAGUCAGGUGUUCAGUCUCUGAUCCGAACUUUGCCAACCCACAGAUACAUUCAGCUGAAGCAGAGCCAAACCAGGAAGAGCCAGAGUCAAAUCAGCCCCAGGGAUUGAGAGUGGUGCCUCAGGUUCCAGGCCUCCUAAUUCCUGGGUGUUCACCUGCAGCCACCCUUUCACCCAUCUGCAUCGAAGAUUGCAGCCUCUUGGAGCAUUAUCCAGACCUGCAGGUGGCUGAUUCAGGCCGGAUCUCAUACAACCCACCCAGACCUGUGGGGAGCCAAGAGGAUUUUAACUUUCAGCCGAACGUCCCUGAGGUAUACCUCCAAACAGAAGCCAAACAGGAGUCCAUCCCAGACCAGGGUUAUCUGGUGAUGGGGGCAAGUGAAAGCAUCAGCCUGGAUCUGCCCGGAUCAGGCUUGGAGCCAAUGUCCAACUCAGUGUUGAAUGGGCUGCUGGAGAAACAGCUGGAGGAGGUUUACAUGCAACAUCUGACUGACAACUUAGCUCGAUGCAACUCCCACUUUGGACACAGCAUUCUGCACGGCUUGGUGCCGCCGCCGCAUACCGGUUGCCGGUCACAUGGGUCCGACUCACUGGAGGCCAGUCUGGUAGAAGACUCCAGGGGGGACAACAGCGAUAAAAUUAGUUAUCUGAGCACCCAGAACUUAGUUCCCUGCUCAUCCACCUUCAGCUCCCCUGUGUUGAGGAUUUCAGAGGUGGACAAUCCUCAGCUUCAAGAGAACAUCCUGCCAUAGACAUAAAAAUCAACAGAAAUGUUUUAAUAUCUGUGCCUUUCAUUCAACCUGACACGUACCCACGAUCUAAAAAGAUUAUGUCGGCGUUUUUUUUUUUUUUUUUUUUUUUUUACAAUGCAAAGCCUAUUUCUUGCUUACGGACAUGAUGCCUCACUCAGAGCAGCAUCCAAACGCCAUCUGCUGUUUGAAUUUAGUAUUACAGCUCUAAUAAUUUCUGAUUUAUUAAAAUUUUAUUUACUGACGUUUCAGAUUAUUGAUAUAUUAAAUUAGAAGGUAUUCAAGUGUGUUAUUUCUUGCAGUUUUUUAUUACUUCAUCCUAUUAUUCAUACAGGUUUUACAGAAUGAUAUAACUGAAAUAACAAGAAGAUGGAUAUUUGGGAAAAACACUUGAUAAGAGCAACAAAGCGCGCCGAGAAUCAGAACAAUUUUAAACUUUAAUGUAUUCAGAGAUCAAUUCAAAAGGUCAAGUUUUUGCUGUGCCAUUAUAAAUAAUAAAAACUGAGGAAAACAAA